CUGCAGAGGCCAACACGACGCCAAACUCGUCAGAAACGCACCGCUAAUGGCCCGCGGCGCUCGAUGAGACUCGUGCGCCUGGCGUCACUGAUGAGCGCCCUGGAACCCUCGACGACGCGGCGCUCGGCCGGCGCGCUGCGGCGCCUCGCCGGCGGCGACGGCGACGACGCGCCCGCGAAGCUGGCCGCCGCGUUACACGACGAGAACUGGCGCGUGCAAGAAAUCGAGGCCUGCAAGGACGCAAGCGGCAAAGGUCCUUUACAUUUUGCGGCGUGGCGCGGCGCGCCGAAGAACUGCGAGAUCUUGAUCGACGCCGGGUGUGAUGUGGAAGCUCCGGCGACGGGCGAGUUCUCGUACGGCAAGACGCCGCUGUUCUUCGCCGUGACGCGGUGCCGAGACGCGACCGUGUUAGCGUUGCUCGCGCGAGGCGCCGCGACGAAGAUCGUGAACAACAAAGGGCAGUCCGUGCGCGCGCUGGCAAUAUCUCAUUUGAAGCCCGAGACCUACCGAGCGGUCGUCGACGCGGAGGAGGCGGACACGCGCCCCUGGAUCAAUUGGAGGGAGACGAAGAGCGACGGCCUGACGUACGGUGAUCUGGACGCGCGCUUUCUGGAGCGGCCGCUGGAACCGAGGGAUGUUGUUGAUGACGUCGCCGUGAACCCGACGACUCACAUUUCAAGGCGCGGCGCCUUUCUUCGCAAGAACCCGCAGAGGCAGCAGAAGCAGCAAGCACCACCCGGCAAGCCGCCCAAGCCGUCGACCUACGCGCCGUCCGCGCCACCUGCCGACUCUGAAGCGCUCCUGCAAGCUGUGUCGGACGCGUCCGACGAGGUAGAGACCGUCGGGGCCCUUGAGGCGCUCGCGACCGCGUGGGCGGACCGCAAGGGCCCCUGGCUGCCUCCUCUCGCCGACGCCGUCGCAAAAGUAGUGCCGCGAGAUCGCCUCGAGGCCGCGGCCGCGACUUUGGGGGAGGAGGGCUUGGCGGCGCGGCUCGCGCGGCGGGCCCUCGGCGGCGCGCCGCGGCCGCCCGCGCCGCCGCCGCCGCCCAAGGCCUUUCAGAGACGUGCCAAGACGCCGGCGGCGCCGCCCGUCGACGCGACGCUGCCGCCGUGCGCGCUCUCCGGCGAACCGACCUGGGUCGACGACGACGUCGGCGCCGUGGCCGCAGCCGUCGUUACGGCGAAGCGCGUCGCGUUCGACUGCGAAUUUUCUGCUGUUCCGGAUCGCGUGGCGACGAUUCAAGUCGCUCUGGACGACGGCCGCGUCUUUGUCGUCGACGGAACGCUGAACCUAGACCCGCUCGUCGACGCGUUGUCGGCGCGACGGGUCCUGGGCUACGGCGUCGGCGAGGAUUUAAAGCGAUUACCGCGCCGGGACUGGAGCGUCGACGACCUCCAAAGGCGCUUCCCGCGGCACAAGGCGCCUUCGUUGCAGCGCGUCGUCGCCGAGGUCCUGGGCGAGUACGUCGACAAGGCCCUCCAGCGGUCGGACUGGGACUCUAGACCGCUGUCGUCCGAGCAGUUGCGGUACGCGGCGCUGGAUGCGGCGGUGUUGUUGCGACUUGAGGCGGCGUUCGCGACUUGA
This is a messenger RNA of Pelagomonas calceolata, 1584 nucleotides long. The record is from the annotation of a GenBank genome assembly. NCBI's taxonomy places the organism in Eukaryota, Pelagophyceae, Pelagomonadales, Pelagomonadaceae.